Messenger RNA from Camelina sativa (false flax), 704 nucleotides. Lineage: Eukaryota; Viridiplantae; Streptophyta; Magnoliopsida; Brassicales; Brassicaceae. The record is from RefSeq and is a predicted model, not a curated record.
CUGUGCAGCAGCGAGUGGAGCAACCUCUACAAAGACGACGACUUCUACGGAGAAGACAAAGCAUGGAGUAAUGGCGAUACUCGGAUGGGGUUUCUUACUUCCCGUAGGGGCAAUCCUGGCGAGAUAUCUUAGACAUAAAGACCCUCUUUGGUACUAUCUACAUAUCGGUUUACAGUUUACGGGGUUUAUCUUCGGUUUAGCCGCUGUUAUUCUUGGGAUUCAGCUUUACAAUAGGAUCCAUCCGAAUAUACCUGCACAUCGAGGCAUUGGGAUCUUUCUUCUAGUCCUUAGCAUUCUUCAGGUUUUGGCUUUCUUUGCACGGCCACAGAAAGAGACGAAGAUGAGGAGAUAUUGGAAUUGGUAUCAUCAUUGGAUUGGGAGAAUCUCUCUCUUUUUUGGAGCAGUGAACAUUGUUCUUGGGAUUCGAAUGGCGAAUAACGGAGGAGAUGGAUGGAAAAUUGGAUAUGGAUUUGUGUUGUCAUUGACGUUACUUGCUUUUGUUGUUCUUGAAAUAUUAAGGAUCCGUGGCUCCAUUGGUUCACCAUCUUCUCACACCCCUCCCUCUUUUGAGGCACAUCCAAGUUCUUCUACUAGUGUCUGAUUCAAGAUCAUCUGUUUUUGUCAUUGAUUUGUUUCUUGUACAUAUAUAAAGGCACUUUCUUUUUGUUUGGAUUUAUUGGCUAAAGUCAUUGAAUUUUAUAGUC